Molecule: messenger RNA, 4817 nt
Organism: Callorhinus ursinus (northern fur seal)
Lineage: Eukaryota; Metazoa; Chordata; Mammalia; Carnivora; Otariidae
Gene: ZNF70
Product: zinc finger protein 70
Biological process (GO): regulation of transcription by RNA polymerase II
Cellular component (GO): nucleus
Molecular function (GO): DNA-binding transcription activator activity, RNA polymerase II-specific; RNA polymerase II cis-regulatory region sequence-specific DNA binding
Source: RefSeq, a predicted model, not a curated record
AAACAAAACGUGUCUGUGGCAGGAUCCCCAGGCUGCCAAUUUGCAACUUCUGAAAUGAAAGGUUUUGAGAAGGGAGCUAUUGAUUGGGAGAACAGUGUGUCCUUAAGAAGACUAUCUUUCAAGAAAUACAGUCACUGGGGGGUGAUACUAGAGUCACAAUGGAGGUUCCCCCAGCAGCCAAGUUUGAUGAGACCUUUGUGUUUGAGGACGGCUUAGAGAUGCAGCAAGAAUUCUUCCCAGAGGAAGACCUGGGGGACCCUUUUCUUCAGGAAAGAGGUUUAGAGCAAAUGGCUGUUAUUUAUAAGGAGAUCCCUCUCGGGGAGCAAGACGAGGAACAUGAUGAUUAUGAGGGCAAUUUCAGUCUGUGCUCAAGUCCUGUUCAGCAUCAGAGUACCCCCCCAGUAAACAGAUCCCAGGAUGAUGAAAUCUUCAACCCAACCUUCUUCCAGAAAUCAGACCUUAGUAUGUGUCCGAUAAUCCACAGUGGAGAGGAACCCAAUAAACACAGUUGUGAGAAGGCAGGCAGGGCACACUCAGGACCUAACGAACCUCACAGAACUGCGCCACCUGCAAAACCCUAUGCGUGUCGGGAAUGCGGGAAGGCCUUCAGCCAGAGCUCACACCUUCUCAGGCACCUGGUGAUUCACACCGGGGAGAAGCCCUACGAGUGCUGUGAGUGCGGGAAGGCCUUCAGCCAGAGUUCACACCUUCUCAGACAUCAGAUAAUUCACACUGGGGAGAAGCCCUACGAAUGUCGGGAAUGCGGAAAGGCCUUUCGCCAGAGCUCAGCCCUCACACAACACCAGAAAACCCACACUGGGAAGAGACCGUAUGAGUGUAGGGAAUGUGGGAAAGAUUUCAGCCGGAGCUCAAGUCUCAGAAAACAUGAGAGAAUCCACACAGGAGAGAAACCUUAUCAGUGUAAGGAAUGUGGGAAAUCCUUCAACCAAAGCUCCGGCCUGAGCCAGCAUCGGAAAAUCCAUACCUUGAAGAAGCCUCACGAAUGCGCUCUCUGUGGGAAAGCCUUUUGUCACAGGUCCCACCUCAUUCGGCACCAGAGGAUUCACACUGGGAAGAAACCUUACAAAUGUGAAGAGUGUGGGAAGGCCUUCAGCCAGAGCUCCAACCUCAUUGAACAUCGCAAGACCCACACUGGCGAAAAACCCUACAAAUGCCAUAAGUGUGGGAAAGCCUUCAGCCAGAGCUCCUCCCUCAUCGAGCACCAGCGCAUCCACACUGGGGAGAAGCCCUAUGAGUGCGGCCAGUGUGGGAAGGCCUUCUGCCACAGCUCUGCCCUGAUUCAGCACCAGAGAAUCCACACUGGGAAGAAACCCUACGCGUGCAACGAGUGUGGCAAAGCCUUCCGGCACAGGUCAGCCCUUAUUGAGCACUAUAAAACCCACACCAGAGAGAAGCCCUAUGAGUGUAACAAAUGUGGCAAGUCCUUCAGGGGAAGCUCACAUCUUAUUCGGCAUCAGAAAAUCCAUGCUGGGGAGAAGCUCUAGAAGGAGGCGCUCACACCAAAGCUUGAAACCCUUUCCCGGAUGGAACCCACACCCCAUCGCCUUGUCUGUAAGACCCCACCCACCUCCCUGAUCCCAGGGCCGAAUGGAAACGUGCUAUCCCCAGAGCUUCUGGCCACCCACGCUGGCAGCCAGGUCCCCUCGUUCCCCCCACCCUGCCCAGGCACCCCACACGCAGCAGGUUUACUGAAUGGGAGGGAGGGUGGAGUAAUGGGAAGGCCGCUGAAUCAGAGGCACACCCAAAAAGAGACCUGGCCUCUGAUUUGACUCCCAAGCCUGUGAAAUUGAGUUUUGCCAUCUCUUCGCCUUUGUUAAAAUCCAGAAGAAUAAACACCAGAGGGAGAAAGUUGAGUUAAAUGUACAAAUAUGUCAGAUGAACUCUCUAACGUCAGCUGCAGUCUGGCACUUUGAGAAGACAGAACUGUGCUCACAGUCUGAAUCCACUAAAGAAAAAUGAAUCUGAAAGUAGCUAUGUUAACAGCAAAAUGGAAUCUUCCACCUGGCUUGGGCACUGGUGGGGACAACCAAAACAGGUUACAGAAGAGAGGGAGGGUCUGGAAGGAUUCAUUCUGGGUUGGGGAAGGGAGUGGCGAGCCCCUGGUGUGGUCUCUUAAUCCCUGUUCUGGGUUAGAGUAAGGGUGGUUUCUGGCAGAUGGCCUUCACAGGACAGUAGAGGUUUGGUCCUGUAGGCCAGAGGACAUUUGACCUUGGCUUUGACUCAGCCUGGCAUAAGGCAUCAGUGCCCUCCAGUUAUAACCCCUCCACAAGACCUAGGGCUCCCGAGACCACAGUGUGCCUUGGUUGGCACCGUUUCUGGUCUGGGUGCUCUGCAGCCACCUCUCUGCUCUCCAGUGCUGGGGGACCUAGGAAGCAGGGCAAUUCAGUCAGAGGUCCCAGUUCAUUUUCCAGGUCUGCCCCUCCUACUUGUGUGAUCUUGAAGAAGCUCCAACGCUCUGUUUCCCUAUCUAUGAGAUGGGGAUAUUGGGACCUGGCCAACUCCUGUUCAGAAUGAAACCACCCAUGAAGUGCUUUGGCAACUGGCAGUUGAGGAUGGAGACCCAGAGGGACCCUUGCCCCACCCAGAGAUCUAUUUCCUAAAGGCUGGAAAGGCAUCCCUGCUGUUCCCCGGAUGGCAGGGCCUGCAGCCCACCCUCUCGUUGAACCGGGGCUUAGGCUUUUCUUCACUCCCUCCAGCCUGUAUACUGGGCUGUGGAUGCCCUUUGGGGCCACCUCCCAGACAGGGACCCUUUCCAGAUGCCAUCCUGAACCUCUCCCCAGAAGCAGUGUGGUCUGUGUGGUCUGUGUCCCCAUACUUCUGUCCUCUCCUCAGGCAUUGUUCAAAAAGUACCAUUGUCUAUUGCCUGCCUAGACCAAUUCAGUCGGCAUCCCCAGAGGUGGGGCUCAGACAGUGGUGUGUUUUUAAAGCUCCCCAGUGAUUAGAAUGUUCCAGUAGGUAGCCAGGAUGUGAGCCCUAUGCUAGGCAUCUUGCAACCCCAGCAUCUCCCAAAUGUCAGGCCUGCUUGCCAUGAGCAGAGUUUGAAGGUGGCCAUUCUGUCUCAGUCCCCAUGCCUCCCAUCCGCCAGGAAUGGGCUCAGGCUGUGCAGUGUCUGGUGGUUGAGAGGUGUUUGUCCCAAGUCCUCAGGCCUUCAUGUAGCCACCGGGAUCUCUUUGGUACUGCCUUCCCCCAGGCUCCUCAGAGGCAGACUGAGCGAUUCUGAAGUUUUCCAAAAGUUUAUAUCUGGAAUCCCAUUACCCCCAUCAUGGGAAUACUGGCUAUUUCAGCUAAUCAGAAGCUCAGCUUGGUGGUCAUAUAUAGUUUUGAUGAAUAAAAAUGGACAAGUAAUUGUUACUUAGCAAGUGGAGCUUGGCAGGCUGGAGAUUUUAAAAGGCCAGGUCUCCGGCUGGGGGGAUGAUAGUGGGCGUCCCAGCCAUGAGGACAGCAGCCACUCCUGUCCAGCUCCUCUCUGUUGCGUGAAUGUGUGAAACCUUGAGCCAGCACCUGGGUCUCCUAGAACCUACCAUACCACCAGCUAGACUGGCCUGACUGGCUGGCCCCGGGCAUUGUCUGCAUGUGGCCUGCGCUGCAGGUCUUCAGUCACUUACUAAGAGUGCAGAGAGAAUUGAGACCCCUGCUCGGCGUGGGUGGGAGAGCAGCCCCCUCCCCAAGAUCUACCUCCUCGCGCCCCCGCCCCCCAUUCGGCCUCACCUUGGCCAGGCCUGACCUUAUCCGGCAGUCAUUGAUUUCCUACCUUUGAUGUCUCUCUCCGUGUGCUUCUGCACACCCUAGCCAAAUUAAUUUUCUUAAAGCAUCUCUUUGCACAUGCCACCACGCUCCUUAAAGCCAACCCUCAGGGGCUUUUCUGCACAUAAGCCCCCAUUUCAGCCAAUCUGGUUUGCUCCUUCUGAACAGACCACAGGGGGUUCACGCCACCCUGCCCAGAUGCUCCCCCCCCACCUUCCCUUACCUCAUUUUAUGCCAUUCUUGCAUUUUGGAAUACGCACUUUCUCCUCCUCCUGGUCCCCCCUCGCCAUCUCCUCCUUCCUCUUAACAAUUUAUGUAACAUGGGGAUUGAGACCCCCUUUCUGAAGGGUUGACAGAUUCUCACAUAACCAUGGUAGGGCGAGGUACUUUUCAAAGUGUGAGCAGUACCUUCUGUUCACAUUCCUUUACUGUUUUACAUAUUUUUAAAUCCUUCAAUUUAUUUAGGUUCUUGAACAGUGUAAUAUUACAAGAGAACAUCCUGGUAAUAUUUUAAUCAUCCUUGGAUUUAGUUGUUGUUUUAUGUUUGUCUUACAUUUUUUUCCUUAUGGCAGAUGUUGAGUGUUGUAAAGCUCCAACUCUUGAUUUUGUUGACUAAUCGAAUGGUUUUGUCGAAGUGUAUGUACUCUGCUCUUUUUUUUUACUUCAUAUUUUACAUUUCUGAAAUUAUUUAGGUAUAGCUAAUCAUAUUUUUAAUGUUUCUAGUAAACGCAGGUACUUUGGUCUAGGACUUUUUUCUUAGAGCUUUUUCUGCACUCUGUCAGUUUGACAUGUGCACGUUUUUGUUACCAUAUGAGGAAUUUUCUUUUGGCCCAAGUGUUGUUAUUUUUUCUAUAUUUCCAAGUGAUGAAUGCAUAGGUCAUUGCUGUUCUUUCUUACUGUGUUGUGGUGUCAACAUUUCUAAGUGUCCAUAGAACCUACUCUGGGCCUGAAGAUAUGAUCAAUUUUUAUAAAGCAUUUGUGUACUCUCAAGAAAUGGGUUUGUACUCCAUCAGUUCUAUUUGUUAACUUGUUUUUAAAUUACUUUAUUCAAA